Bipolaris maydis ATCC 48331 is the source of this 1473-nucleotide messenger RNA. Its product is annotated as WD40-repeat-containing domain protein. Gene Ontology annotation, cellular component: catalytic step 2 spliceosome. The record is from RefSeq and is a predicted model, not a curated record. Gene Ontology annotation, biological process: mRNA splicing, via spliceosome. Gene Ontology annotation, molecular function: protein binding. NCBI's taxonomy places the organism in Eukaryota, Fungi, Ascomycota, Dothideomycetes, Pleosporales, Pleosporaceae.
UACGUGUCGCAAGAUAGAUAUCUUUGUCGCAUAGCAGAAAUACAUCCGGCACGACAUUCCCGUAGAUCCCACUAUCGCCCUUUCACCCAGAUACCUCUACAUCCCACAAUGCCUUGAGCACGUACCUCGAUGAGCGGUGCCAUCAAAUCGCAACCGUCCCAGUACCUCGCAACACAUCUCUCACCUUCACCACCACCACUACCUUAACAUGGCCUUCCCCACAACCCCCACUGCCAAACUGGUCGGCCACAAUGGCAUCGUUCACGCCGUCGCCUACUCCUCCGGCACCCAAUCCUACAUCCUGACCGGGUCCUCUGACCGCACAAUCCGCCUCUACAACCCCAAGCACGCACCGCCCACCUCCGUCGCACCCACUCAAUCUGCACAGCGCCCCCCAGGUCUCGUAAACAAAUACACAGCACACGGCUACGAAGUCCUCUCCCUCGACGUAAACCACGCCAACGACAAAUUUGUCAGCACAGGCGGCGACAAGACUGUGUUCCUCUGGGACGUGCAAACCGCGCAGACGGUGCGACGCUGGACAGGACACUCCGGACGCGUGAACCGCGGUGUUUUUGGCGGUGAGGGUGAUAGUGUCAUUGUCAGCGCGAGUUUCGACGGCACAGUUCGCAUCUGGGAUGUGCGCUCGAAUGCCUACAAGCCCAUUAUGAUGCUGUCUGACGCCAAGGACAGCGUUUCCGACGUCGCGAUUCACGACGCGGAGAUCGUGGCGGCGAGUGUCGACGGACGCAUCAGAAGCUAUGACUUGAGAACUGGCAUGUGUCAAGUCGAUGUUAUAGGGCCAUCUUGUACGAGCUUGACUGUGAGUAAGAAGGGGACAGAAGUCCUUGUUAGCUCGCUUGAUUCCUCCAUCAGGCUUAUGGAUCGUAUCAAUGGCGGGCUCCUGAAAACGUACAAGCACGACGCUUUUGUUAAUACGGAGUUGAGAGUUCGAAGUACACUCGGCUUGAACGAUAGCGUCGUUGUCAGCGGUAGUGAUAAUGGCUUUGUGUUUGCAUGGGAUAUGCUCCAAGGAAGCUGUCUUCACAAGUUUAAGCACUCGGACAUGACAGAGGUUAAGGGAUCACCGCCAACCUCGCUCGUAAAGGGUAAAAAAGAUCUCGUGUCUGCUGUGGCGUUUUGUCAAACAAGACCUGAAUGGUGUAGCGGGGGUGGCGACGGCAAUGUCAUUGUAUGGGGUAUGCCGAGCUAAGGAUGGCACAUGUUGUAUAUGCGCUGUUUGGAUUUUCAUGAUACCCCUGUUUAGACAGCCUUCUCCAUAUGCAUAGUUACUAGCUUCCAUGUACGUGUCGGUCUCUGGACUGUGAUGCAGGGUCGUUACGUGGCCGUGCUAAUCGGUCGUGGUGAAGAUCAUCAAGGGCGCAUUCGUUGACCAACGAGAAACAAUGGUGGUUGCAAACUGUGUAAUUAGUAGUCACACGCCACAGGCAAAGAAUCUUUAUUCGCUCCAUG